This is a messenger RNA of Leucoraja erinaceus (little skate), 1254 nucleotides long. RefSeq names its product lymphotoxin-alpha-like. Bases 1 to 807 code for a protein of 268 amino acids. The record is from RefSeq and is a predicted model, not a curated record. The transcript is spliced from 4 exons. Gene Ontology annotation, cellular component: membrane. Gene Ontology annotation, biological process: immune response. NCBI's taxonomy places the organism in Eukaryota, Metazoa, Chordata, Chondrichthyes, Rajiformes, Rajidae. Gene Ontology annotation, molecular function: tumor necrosis factor receptor binding.
AUGAGCAGCGAGAGGAUGCUCGCCGAGGCGGAGAGCGGCCGGGAGGGAGCCGAGAGACGGCGGGGUUGCAGCGGGGCCGUGCAGUGCCUCUUCAGACUGGCCUGCGUGGUCGUGGCGCUGGGCUCGGCCGCUGCCGCUUCCUAUGUCCUCUUAUCCAAGUCUGCCCACUCUAACCCGGGCCAGGCCGGCUGGGAGGCCGUAGUAGCGGAGAGAGGGAACAAGCCUCAAGAAACCGGCAAUGAAGGCGGUUGCAUUGAAGACAAUCUCUGCAGUCAGAACAAGUUUACCAAUGUAAACCUGUCACAGACUGCCUCGCUCUUCCCCCUGCUGGUCCCUGCAGCUUUUGCAACGGGAAAUACGUAUUCAUUAAUUCAUUUUCUUUACCCACCCACAGCUGAUCCCAACAGAGGCAUCUCCAAGUUGGUUUGGCAAGAUGAUGUUGGCAUUGCCUUCUCGUACGGUAUAGAGUUCUCCAACAAUAGCCUGCUGAUCCAGAAGCCCGGCUUGUACUUUGUCUACACCCAGGUGGUCUUCUACGCCCGACAGUGUGAGGGGCGGACUGUCUUCCUCAGCCACGACAUACACAAGUUCUCCCCUGCCUACCCGGUGGAGACCAUCCUCCUGAAGGCCACCAAGUCGGUCUGCCACAACCACCAGCACAGCGACCUCUGGUUCAAGACAUCCUACCAGGGAGCCAUCUUCGAGAUGGAGGCCGGUGACAGAAUCUUCUCCAGGGUCCCCAAGGGGGUGGUCAGAUACUUGGACACCAAAGAAGGCAAGACCUUCUUCGGGGCCUUUGCCCUGUGAGGCAGGGUCCCGUUUUGGAGUCCCGCUGUGCCCCCAGAACUUAGUGCUCAACCAAAGAGGAGCCUGUCCGCACAUGGCCAUUCACACAGGUACAUGGAUAGGAUGGGUUUUAGAGGGAUAUGGACCAAACGCAUGCACCUGGGACUAGUGUAGCUGGGACAUGUUGGAUGGUGCGGGCACCUUUCCCAUGGGUGGGUGCAGCAGGUAGCUCCACUCCAUUGGGUUCGAUCUUGACUUCUGCCACCGUCUAUGUGGAGUUUGCACGUUCUCCCUGCAUCCACAUGUGUUCUCCCCCGAGCACACGUUGGGAGGUGAAUUGGCCGCUGAGCAUUAAGGCGGCACAGAGGCACAGCUGGUGGAGUUGAUGCCUCACAGCUCCAGAGACCCAAGUUCGAUCCUGACCUCAGGUGCUGUCUGUGUGGAGUUUGCCCGUCCUCUGUGUUUCCC